AAGCAUACUACCUAUGAUCCUGAUGCGCAAAGCUGACGGGGAUUUCUAGCUCUGGCAAGCUGCAUUUAAAAUUUUGCACGAAUCUGAGCUGAGAAUCUCUCAUUCUUCAGUUCUCUGGAGAAACCCAGCUUUCAGGCGCCCUAGCUUCCAGCUUUCCAGCGUGUGCCUGCUUUACGAUCGCGCCGUCAGUCCCCUGCCCCCACGUUUUGUUAGCCAGCACUCGAGAGCGCCAUACCAUGGCGUCUCUCUACAGCCUGUUUGAGCAGGCGAUCGCGCUGCCCCUUGAGCACUUCGCUCACACCUUUUGUGAGGGAGCACGUGAUUUUGCUGGAGUCCUUAGCUCCAGCUUGAGCGAGGUUCCUGGAGGGGAGCUCUUGGCAGGGGUUGCCCGUGAGGCCCUGGAUGCGCUUCUCCCUGCAGAGGAGAAGGCCCAGGCGGAGGGGCAGUGGAGGAUGGUGGCAGGGCUGGUGGAGGGAGAGGAGGAGGAGGGAGAGGUGGAGAGGGAGGAGGAGGGAGAGGUGGGGAGGGAGGAGGAGGAGAGGUUGGUGGUCGUGACUGAGGGUGUCCGAGAGGAGGAGGAUGCGGCAGGGUCUCCCCGGACAGUUUGCGCAGAGGGUGACUGCCAUGAGGCGCCCUCUGCAGAGCCCCUCCUCGACGUGGUUCACGCCUCCCCCGCCGCUGCCUCUGCGCCCGACCAGACGGAGCAGCGGGGCACCGGCGCGGCGGAGGCGGACUCCACUGUCAUUGGGGAGGAGGCAGACGACUCUGGCGCUCGGGAGGGGGAUGAGGAUCGGUCUCCCGGCGCCUCCUGCGCAGAGGGUGGCUACCACGAGGCACCCUCUGCCGCGCCCCUCGCCGAGGCGGCCGCAGACCCCCCCGCCGCUUCGGCCCCCCACUCGACGCAACCCCAGAAGGAGCAGCGGGGCAGCGGCGGGGGCGGGUCGUCAUCCGCAGAGGGAGGACUAUUCAGCGCAGACGCGUUCGUCCUCCCUAGCGAUGACGGGACCCUAUUCUCCGACCCCUUGUUUGACUUUGACCCGCUCCCUGCUGCUGACGAGGGGGUUACGGCCUCUGAGGAGGAGAGGGCUGUGGCUGAGAUAGCGGGGGCCGAGGCAGAGGCGCUGUCUUGCGGAGAGGCGCUGCUGCCCAGGGGGGUGCUGAUGGAGACAGCGGGUGCGGAGGAGGUGGGGCCGAGGGAGGAGAGCGUCGCGCAGGACCAGCAUCCGGUAGAGGCCGCCAGGACUGCUUCGCGCUUCCCCCCGCAGUACGCAUCCCUGGCUGGGGUCCUCGAGUUCUUUCCGCACGUAAUGAUGGGGACUGAGCUGGGCAAGGGCGGGCAGGGUACCGUAUACCUGGCGGACGUUCUUAGCACGGACCGGGGGCGCUUCCCGGUUGCAACAAAGGUACCGUCGGCAGGCCUUCCGGGGGACUACCUGCUGCAAGAGGCCCUGGUCUGCGUGGAGCUCCAGGCCUGCCCCAACGUGAUCCCCCUCCUGGGCUUCACCGUCCAGCGGGGCACGUUCAUCCCGCUAUACGCGCUCGCGGACCCCUCCCCCGCCUGGACGCAGCCCGGGGCCGGCGCGCAGUGGACCCCCCCCCAGCUGUACCACAUCGCCGUGAUGGUCUACCAGGUUGCGCUGGGGCUGGAGGGGAUGCACAAUCUUGGAUGGCUGCACGGGUGA
This is a messenger RNA of Klebsormidium nitens, 1682 nucleotides long. Lineage: Eukaryota; Viridiplantae; Streptophyta; Klebsormidiophyceae; Klebsormidiales; Klebsormidiaceae. The record is from the annotation of a GenBank genome assembly.